AUGAGAGCUCUGUUGGUGCAACAAAGGGUUGUAGGAGCUUUGCAAGGGUCGGCGACAUUGCCGGUCGAGAUGUCCGAGAAAGAGAAGAACGACAUCAUGGACCUGACUCACAACUUGAUAAUCUUGAGCUUGGAUGACAAAGUUCUUGAGCAACGCUUAUACUCUUUCAAGAUGCAUGAAGAUAAAUCCGUCAUAGAGCAAAUUGAUGAGUUCAACAAGAUUAUUGAUGAUAUUGAAUAUAUCGAUGUCAAGAUGGAUGACGCGGAGAAGACACUAUUGUUGUUAAACUUCAUUUCGAAGAGCUACGAGCAUUUCAAAGAUGCGAUGUUCUAUGGAAGGGUGCAAAAAAUUUUCUUGGAAGAGGUUCAGUCGCUGAUUAGAGCCAAAGAACUUCAAAAGAAACAUGACAUAAACGAGGAAAUCAACGGAGAUGGUCUUGUCGUGAGAGGAAGAUCAGACAAGAAAGAUUCAAGAAACGUAUUCUUUAACCAUCAGGCAUAUGGGGAUUCUGGCAUCAUUAUAGGCCAGACUGGUGAACAUGCAGAACAAGGGAAAUACAAUGGAAUUGAAUACAUGAAAUGUGCACCAGAAAACAAUUUUUUCCCUAUCUUAUCAGCCGUUAAGCCAACAGAUAUCAUCUUCUUCUGCUCGCCAAACAACCCUACAGGCCAUGCCGCUUCCAGGAAUCAGCUAAUAAAGCUGGUAGAAACUGCACGAAGGAAUGGAUCAAUCAUUGUGUUUGAUUCUGCUUAUGCAGCUUAUAUAUCGGAUGAUAGCCCGAGAUCCAUCUAUGAAAUUCCUGGCUCCAAAGAGGUUGCAAUUGAGGUCUCUUCUUUCUCAAAAUCUGCUGGUUUCACUGGAGUUAGACUUGGCUGGACUGUCAUCCCUGAAGAACUCUCCUACUCCAAUGGCUACCCUAUUCUCAGAGAUUUUGAUCGCAUUAUUUCAACCUGCUUUAAUGGAGCUUCUAACAUUGUUCAAGCUGGUGGCCUCGCUUGUUUAUCACAGCAAGGACAGAUGGAUUUGCAAGAAGUAAUCAAUUUUUACAAAGAGAAUGCAAAUAUUUUAGCUGAAACUCUUUCUUCCAUUGGUCUACAAGUUUAUGGUGGCCUGAAUUCUCCAUAUCUAUGGGUUCAAUUUCCUGGUACAAAAUCAUGGGCUAUGUUUGCUGAAAUCCUUGAGAGAACACACAUAAUCACUGUACCUGGUUCUGGUUUUGGUCCCAGUGGCGAAAGUUUCCUCAGGAUUAGUGCUUUUAAUCACAGGGAACUCAUUCUAGAAGCUUGUAGAAGAUUCACAAGAUUUCUAUAA
This is a messenger RNA of Phalaenopsis equestris, 1311 nucleotides long. Its product is annotated as aminotransferase ALD1 homolog. Gene Ontology annotation, cellular component: chloroplast. Bases 1 to 1311 code for a protein of 436 amino acids. Gene Ontology annotation, molecular function: pyridoxal phosphate binding; L-lysine:pyruvate alpha-transaminase activity. Lineage: Eukaryota; Viridiplantae; Streptophyta; Magnoliopsida; Asparagales; Orchidaceae. The transcript has 5 exons. Gene Ontology annotation, biological process: systemic acquired resistance, salicylic acid mediated signaling pathway; L-pipecolic acid biosynthetic process. The record is from RefSeq and is a predicted model, not a curated record.